Corapipo altera (White-ruffed manakin) is the source of this 3083-nucleotide messenger RNA. It is a transcript of the gene GPR75, whose product is annotated as G protein-coupled receptor 75. The record is from RefSeq and is a predicted model, not a curated record. The coding region runs from base 1 to 1503 and encodes 500 amino acids. Gene Ontology annotation, molecular function: C-C chemokine receptor activity. Lineage: Eukaryota; Metazoa; Chordata; Aves; Passeriformes; Pipridae. Gene Ontology annotation, biological process: G protein-coupled receptor signaling pathway. The transcript has a single exon. Gene Ontology annotation, cellular component: membrane.
AUGAACGGGUCGGGGCGGCUGCCGGCGGGGCCCGGGGAGGAGCAGCUGGGCGCAAACGGCAGCGGCCCCGCGGAGCUGCGGGAGGGCACCCACGCCGCCACCUUGGCCGCCUGCGCCUCCCUGCUGGCCCUCGUCUUCUGCCUGGGCUCCUACGGCAACCUCAUCGUGCUGCUCUCCUUCUUCGACCCGGCCCUCCGCAAAUUCCGCACCGACUUCGACUUCAUGAUCCUCAACCUGUCCUUCUGCGACCUGUUCCUCUGCGGCGUGGCCGCCCCCAUGUUCGCCUUCGUGCUGUUCUUGGGGCCGGCGCGCGGCGUGCCGGGCGCCUUCUGCUUCACCUUCCACCUCACCAGCUCUGGCUUCAUCAUCAUGUCCCUCAAGACGGUGGCGGCGAUCGCGCUGCACCGACUGCGCGUGGUGCUGGGCCGGCAGCCGCCCCGCGCCGCCUCGGCGCCCCGCACGCUGCUGCUCACGCUGGGGCUCUGGGCCGCCAGCUUCACCCUGGCCACCCUGGCCACGCUGCGCGCCCGUGGCUCCCGCCGCUGCCUGCCCGUGGCCAGCCUGGCCAGCGGCCGGGGCAGGCUCGUCCUCUACCUCUACAUCGCCGACUUCAUCUGCUGCGUGGCCGUGGUGGCCGUGUCCUACGUGAUGAUCGCCCGGGCCCUGCGCAGGAACGCGUGCGCCAGGCAGGGCCCGCCCAUGCUGGCCGUGGGCACCCCCCGGCCACAGCCAGCCCUGUACCGGACCCAGAGCUGUGGGCAGGCCCCCGGACAGCCCAAGCACGCCGGGCGGCUCCCGCUGGCGUCGGCUGUCAACCUGGCCACGGCCAAGGACUCCCGGGCCGUGGGGACGUGCGUGGUCAUCGUGCUCUCCGUGCUGGUGUGCUGCCUGCCCCUGGGCAUCUCCCUGGUGCAGGACGUGCUGUCCGGCAGCGGGGGCUUCGUCCUCUACCAGUUUGAGCUGUGUGGGUUUACCCUCAUUUUUUUCAAGUCCGGGUUGAAUCCCUUCAUCUACUCCCGCAACAGCGCGGGGCUGCGGCGGCGCGUCCUGUGGUGCCUGCGCUACGCCGCCCUCGUCUUCUGCUGCUGCAAGCACAGGACCAGGCUCCAGGCCAUGGGCAAGGGCAGCCUGGAAGUCAACAGGAACAAGUCCUCCCACCACGAGACCAACUCGGCGUACAUGUUGUCUCCGAAGGCUCAGAAGAAGAGCUUGGAGCAGGCCUGCGCUCCCAGCCACUCCAAGGACAGCGUGCUGAGCCCCAGGGCUUCCGCGGGCCACCAGCACUGCGGCCAGAGCAGCUCCACCCCCAUGAACACCCGCAUCGAGCCCUACUACAGCGUGUACAACAGCAGCCCUUCCCAAGAAGUGAGCACCCCCAACAGCCUGCAGCCGGUCAGCUCCACGUUUGGCUUUUCCAAGCCCUACAUCGCCCAUCCCACCCCCGGCGUGGGCCGGGACUGCGGUGCUGCCCUCACCAGGCACAUCCCGGUGCCUUCGGUGUAGCCGGACCCACCACCCCCGAGGGUGACUGGGGAGGUGACACAGCACUGCUGCCAGUUAAUGGCAGUGCCAUUCCUGUUGGUGUCCAGCUGUUUGGUGAUUGCUGCAGUGACCGUCAGGGGAUUUCUCUGGAAUUUCAUUGGCGAGUCAAAAAGGGGGAUACGUUUUAGAUUUGUGUUUGGGAUCGUUACGUGAGGGUGUUUUUGGUACUGAAUUUUACUGCUGGACGAGUAAAGAAAGUAAAUGCUGUAACUAUGUGAUUUAUUAUGUCACAAGGCCAGGUUGGGUAGGGCUUGGAGCAACCUUGACUAAUGGAAAGUGUCCCUUCCCAUGGCAGGGGGUGGGACUGGAUGAGCUUUCCAACCCAACCCUUUCUGUGAUAAGGCAGAGUAUUACAAAUAUCUUGUAUUUUCAAGAAGGAAGAAUUGGGAAGGUGCUUGGUAUUACUGGAGUUGAAACUUCUCUCAUCUCAGAAGGUUGGAAAAACUGGUGGCACCUUUCAGUAAUAACAAAAGCCCUUUCUAUUCACAGGGUGAAACCCUGGGUCCCUUGAGGUAAAUGGCAAAAUUUCCAUCAGGUUCCACUGAAGUUCAGGAGUUUGAUCUCUGCCUCUUCAAGUGGGACAAGGCAUUAGUCGGUGUUAUAUUUCCUCUGGGAAGGACUUUUGGGAAGUACAGCCCUGGAAUAAACCUCUGCAGUUUAUAUAUCAAUAUCUGCUGGGUGCUCAUUUUAAGGAUGAUGGUGUUGUGUACCCCAAAAUAAUUUGGAGAGGUGUUUUACUUCUGCUAGAAGUAUCUGUGCAAUACCUACUUAUUGGUGUUAUGUGAGGAUAAAGAUGAAUGUUGCAAUAUUCUAGGACAGGAGUAAUGCAGUCACCUCUGGAAUUCCCUAACUGGUGAGCUGUUAGGCAUGGAGUUGUGUUCCUUGUUGCUCCUUUGUGCGUGGUUUUUAUAAAUUGGGACAGGCAGAACUGACAGCUGUUAACAUUUUUAAAACCACGUCCCGACUAACUACAAGUUUUGGAGAUUUUUUUUGUUUAGGAAAUCUUAACAUCAGUUUGAUUUAAUCUGUCUGCUUAGAAACUUUCUCUGUCGGUCUACACAGCAAGCAAAUAACUGGAAAGGAACUGUGUUUUAUUUUUGUGCUGUGUCACAUGUUGUGGGAAUUCCCUGUGAGACACAAUGACUCGGGACAUUUAAAUUCCCGAGGGUUCCGGCUCUGGGUCACCAAAUCUCUGCCAAACAAGCAAUCACCUUUCACCUUCGGCAGAGCCUCAGCGUCUCCAAAACAACCCUGCCACAGACGUUUGGUACCUCCUUACAGGAAAACUGCCACAUCUUUAGGAAAAUGCCAGCGAUGGGAAGGUGAUUUGUUACUUUGGAAACAAGGAACAAAAGAACAUCCACGGUAACUGCUGCGUGUGAGAGUUGUUGGUUCGGGCUUUUUGUUCACUGAACUGCUUUGGAGGUUUUCCUGGAACACUGUUCUUUGUUGAGCACUGAAUUUGAAUUAGUUUUGAAUAAUUAGAACCAGCUUUCUUGCAAUAAAACCGAUGUGAACAACUUUCUAAUAUAAACGUAAAA